GGUGAUUUUAGGUUAGCUACCAGUCAGACUGUACUGUAGAGGGCUAUGUGCGCUCUAUUUUCAAUAUGCAGCUCCGAAAAAUCGGAGAUAAAUCACGAAACACACCUAUAAUUCCUCACAACAUGAGUGCAAUCAGUGGAGUGUGAUAAAGUGGCCAGUGGCAGUCGUGAUAACUGCAUUUAUUCGCCACAAUAAAUUCCAGUGUCUUCACCAGUUCGUACAGAAGAAUUCUCCCCAUUCGAGGGAAUAUUCGUGUAAAUAAAAUAAAAAUAAACAAUGUGUUUGUAACAGGGUAUCGGAGAUGAAUUGUGAAAGUUCAAUGAUUGAAAAUCAGCUCAGUUGAUCCAGGGUGAAUGAUCAUUGAGGAAUAAUUAUAUUGAUAAUGCACUCUUGUGAAUUUAUUUGGGCCAACGAUGCAUUCGAAUAUAAACAUGGCCGACUGUGUGUUGUUCAGGGAUUGUUUGUAUGUGACAUUAAUUCGUGAAUAUCAUCUGGAGAUAAUAAACUUGGAUACGAGAAAAUAUGUGCACUAGGGACCCAGGGAGAUAAUGAUUCUCCAAUUGCACUGACCCCUUAAUCUGCUAAGUCGACCAUGACCUACUUAUCGUACCAGAACCACUGCAGCAUAGACAGGAUUUAAGGAAUAUGCUGGUGUCUGGGUGAGAGAUGAACGUAUUCCGAUUGUUGAUACCGUGUGCAUUGGCCCGUGGCGACGAGAGUGGUGAAACACUGGAGAACGGUUGCUGGGCAGCAUCGGUCACGAGGAGGAUUGAUAAUGAUUCACGUAUGACACAGAGAAUGGGAGCAUCUGCCUCAUCGAACCUUGCUGCUAUCGGUGGCGAUCCCAUUCAAGCAGCAAGGCUAUCGUCUUCCGGCAAUGUUGAUCAGUUCAGCAUUGGUGCAAGAGAACGAAAAAAGAAGGUGACAGGCUUCGCAACCCUUCGUAAAAAAUUCAUUCGUCGUCGUAGAACAUCGAAGGCAUGUGACCACGGCCGUGUCAUAAGGGAACUAGUAUCAACCUGGAGUCCACUCGAGGCGAGUGCCCUCCUCGAGGAAUACGAGGCCCUGGCAGCCCUCAAAGAUCUUCAUGUACAGGCAGAGCUAGCUAGACCCCCAGCUACCACCUUCAAACAGGAUUUAUCAACUCUCUACGAUUACAAACACUGCACAGACGUUGAUCUUGUUUAUCGUGGUGCAUGUUUUCCAGUCCACAGGGCCUUAUUGUCCUCCAGAUGUCCAUAUUUUCGAGAAUUACUGGCAGGCUGUCCUGGUUAUGGAGCGAGAAUAUGUUUGGAAUUGAGAACACCAAAUCUCGAAGUACACAUGUUCUCAGCUCUUCUGCGUUAUCUUUACACUGGUGAUAUUUGUACACACGACACAUCCCUCGAUGGCAAUUUAUUGAGACGUCUUGGAGAUGAGUUUGGUACACCCAAUCUCCUGGAGCACGAUCUCAGAUACUUACUCGAUACUGGUGAUUAUGCUGAUGCUGCACUUGUUUUUACGUCUGAUGGUGAUUAUCAGAGGCCUGACAGUGGCAGCUCGGAAUAUGGUUUCAGGCCGAAGUUGGAAUUGCCCUGUCACAAGGCCAUACUCUCGGCGAGAUCGACAUUCUUCAGGAAUUUGAUACAGAGGAGAACGAGAUCGGGGGAGGAUCACACAGAGAGAGCAUUGCAUAUACCCACGAGAAUUGUUCUCGAUGAGUCGGUCAUUCCCAAGAGAUAUGCCAGGGUUUUGCUGCACGCUGUUUAUCUCGAUACUGUGGAUCUGUCGUUAAUUCUCAGGGGAAGUGGCUGUGGAAGCUCCGCGGGGAGUCUCGGGGAAGUGCAGGCACUCACACACACUGGGAGAAUGAGACCUAGUCCCCUCGAGGAGGCCAUGGAACUGUACCAGAUUGGACGGUUUCUGGAGCUCGACAUUCUCUCACAGGGAUGUGAGGAUCUUAUUCUCGAGUGGCUGACGCAUGAAUCACUGCCAAUUGUUCUGAGAUGGGGAAGUCAACCUCACGGUUCAGCCUGGGUUCACCGCCAAGCCCUCCACUUUCUCAGAGAGGAAUUUCAAACGAUAGCUACCACCUCAGUCCUCUAUCAGUUAGAUCACACUCAUCUCGUUCACGCACUCCAGAGUCACUUUCUUCAAGCCAGCGAAUUAGAGGUCCUUCAGGCUGUUUUAAAAUGGGGUGAACACGAGUUAGUACGUAGGAUGGAGGAUCGUGAGCCAAAUUUACUCAGCCACACGGUACACUCAGUGGCACGAAAGGGAGUGAAAAAACGAGAUCUCAGUGAUAUUGAACUACGAGAAAUUCUCAGUGAACUUUUGCCACUUGUUAGAAUGGAUCAUGUGUUACCACCCAACAGUGAAAUUUUAUUGCAGGCGAUACGUCGAGGUCUUGUUUCAACGCCCCCCAGCCACAUGAUCGGUGAUGAGAGGGAAAAUAUGAGGAUCAAUGCGUGGAUACGGGGGGGAAAACGGAAUGGCCUAUUUGUACGGCCUCGUUUAUUUAUGCCCUAUUACGAGGAAAUUAAGAGUCUAGUCGAAGAGCAAAUGAUUCAAGAAGCGGAACUUGUGAGACUGCGAAGAGCCCGAUACAUUCCUGACAUACCAGAUACACUUUACAUGGUCGAUGAAAAACCAAGGUCUAUGGGUGCAGUUGGUGUAGAUGUACUUGCUGCAGCACUUCCUGUUCCAGAUGCAAUGACAAUGUCGGCGAUGCUGAAACGUGAACAAAAACUCAGACAGUCACCGAGUUGUCAACGGGCUGUGAGUUUACCCCUAUCGUGUCGUCACGAGAUAAACAGACAAGUGAGAUUACGUGUUGUACGUGAAUUUAAUCUACCGGACGCUGUUGCUGAUCUCCUUGAGAAUGCAGCGUUCUAUGGCAGUGUCGAGCAGGAUGAAAGCAUGACGGGCAUGGAGAAUAUGGACUCGGUGAGCCCCGGGAACAUGAAUGUCAGUACCAGUGCAACGGUGAACGUUUGUUACGGAAGGAAUAUGACGUUCCCUCGGCCAAAUUCGUCGUAUGGGCUGAGGCAUGAGCUUCCAGCUGUUGUGACUGAGGGGGAGAAUUACAGACAUCAGGGAGAGCAACAGGAUAAUAAUCCUUGUGGCGAUGGGCACUUAUCGGGAAUAAUGCCGGACGUGGCCAUGGCGACAGCAUCCUUUGGUGCUCUCCAGCUGGUGGAGCAGCAGGAGCUCGAGUUGGAUCUCGGGGAUGGUGCUUCCCACCUCCUUCAGCACCCUCAGAGCUCCGUUAACAGCCUGGGACCUCAUCAUCCACUCCUGCCCCAUCAACGACAGAGACACUUCCCCGGUCAUCCACCCCCACCCUACAUCUACCAUCGUUCCAGUGCUGGUUUACCUAGAUUCAUUUGAGAUACGACGAAAUGAAGAUGAGGAAGAGCUACACUUUCUGAUGAGAGAAUGUUCAUCGAGAAUAUCAGCAACUGCUGGUGUUCCAAUGGGUAACUAGAGUAGCAGACUAGUGAUAGAACUGUUUAUGUUGACGGGAAGUCCUGUGGUGAGUGGCAAAUGGGCGAGAAAAAAGUGCAGAUUUGCAUUUAAGUUUUCGUUUUUUUUGCAAGAUAUUCAGCGAUCACUUGUUCUUAACCAAUUACCGUUUCACCACUUCACUGCAGAAUUAUAUUCGGACUAGGAAAACUAUUGAAUUUAGAUAAAUAUGUUGAAUUUUUUUAAUAUACUCAAUUGAGUUGCAGCAUGACAUUUACUCACGAAAAUUAUAAGUUACGAAGCCGGGAUAGUGAAUAUUAAAUUUCCAUUCGCGUUACUGGCGGAAAAUCCGAAGCGCAAAAGGAUUUACUUGAAGAUGAUUUUUUUUUUUCGAAAAGUACUAAAUUGAGUCACAGCAUGACAUUUAUUGACUUAAAAAAAUUAUGAAAUACGAGAAUUCGACGAGAAAUAUUGGGUUCACGCCUCCGUGGUUUUGUAGAUAUCGCCGAAACCAGUGAAUUUAUGUGAAGAGUACUAAAUUGAGUUUUUGCGUCUAUUUUUUUUACUCAAGAAAACUAUUUAAAAAGAGGGGGAAUUAUCAAUGCGAAAUUAGCAUCCGCCUGCAAUCCAGUGCAAUUAUCAGGGAAACCAGUGAAUUAUAUACAGAGUACUAAAUUGAUUUGCAGGCUAGCUAAUAGAAAGUUCAAUAUAAAUUGCCAGGUUUACCUAUUAAUUUUUUUAUACGCGUGAAUUUGCCUCAAAUACGCUACAAAAAAAUCUCUCCUCCUAAUUUAACGGGGUCUUUAAUUACCGAGACAUUUGAAUACCUAGAAAGCCGCGAUCUGCCCACAUAAAUAGUUCUAACAAUCGUCUAGAGAUCAAAGGAUAUUCUCUAUUUUCCUCUGCUCCACGCAACACAAUCGAUGAUUGCUCUCUCCGCAGUUUAAUCGAAGCAAACUCAAUGCAUGACAAUUUUAUCAUUUCCUUUCAAAAUAAUCUCUAGGAUGAAGCAUUUCUACGUAAGAGAAAUUGAAAAAAAAAAUGGCUGUUAUAUAUAUUUUGACAAGUAAUACUUAGUAAUUAGUGGGGAAAAUAAUGGUCAGCCGGGACUGCGCUUCGUAAUAUGUAUUCGUGUAAAUGUAGGCCCAACUGCGAGGUGUUUAGGGGUUUGUUUGUUGGCCACAAGAAAAAAAAAUGAUAAAAUAUGAAAAAAAUAUAUAUAUUACAAAGAUGGCAUCAUUAAUAUUGGACCAAUCUAAAUAUUAUCGCCUAGGUGUAGUGGAAUAAUGUAAUAAUAGCCACGUUGAAGUACGAAACAGUUAUUGACGUUUCUUCCAAUUCAUUUUACAAUAUUUUGCCGGUUGAGGAUAUAUUAAUAUUGAAGGUGUUACGACAGUAGGGGGUCAUUCUUUUGAUUAUUCAUAAUGUUACUUUCUCGCUGGUGUACUUCAACGUCGAUACAGCAUUCUCAUAACAAAACAACUCAUUAUGGAUAAUGGAGUUCCUCGAUCUGUUGAUACCCUUGAUUUUUUUUUCCAUCAAGACAUUCGCAGAAUUUACUAUCCUUGCAUUCUCAGUGUACCAUGUGGACGAUUGAAAUUCUGAUAAAUUGUGUACAUGGAGCAUGUGAAUUCUGAUUUUUUUUCAAUUGAAAGACCUGAUGAAAUGAAAAAAUGUAUUUUAAAAAAUGGAGACGUAGCCUUUUAAGUAAAAAAUACAUUCUCCAAAAUUUUUUAGCAAAUUUUAGAAUUUCUAUCGGUUUUUUGAACGAGAAAAAAUCAGGCAAUCGUUAAAGUGCUUCCGUAAGCAAAUACUCAAUAAAAUCAAAAGCAAAAGGACUUUGUUGUUUCUGACUGAGAAUUUUCGCCAGAAAAUGUUGCUUUCACGUUGUGGUACUCCCUUUCUCGCUUCUUCAUGUCCUAUUGGAUGAUUUAUGUGUGUGAUUAACCGUUGAUUAGAGAAAACGGUGAUUAAUUCCAUGUUCAAUGCAAAUCUACGACAUUGGGUUCCUUCUUUUUUGAAAUCACUGCCAUUACGAUAGGUGAAUAUAGUUUGAGAUCGAGCAUCAUUACUCGAGUGGUGAAAGUCCCAAAACAGGAUAAGAAUUACUGAUAAGCAUCAGUGGGAUUUUCCAUUGAUUUUCAUUCGAUGAGACGGGCAUUGACUUUUUGUUGAUCCGCGGUUAUCAAUUUUAUGGAGACCAUCAGAGUAAAAACUGGGAUAAUUGAAAAAUCGUGAGUUUGAAAAUUGAUAAAAAAUUAUUGGACAAUUGAACAUCAAAUCUCGACUCAUCAAAUGAAAAUCAUUGAAAAAUGCCACGUCCAUGUAUACAUCACGUUCGGAAAGCAGAAUUUGUAAAUAUUUUAGUUUAUAAAAAGAGGAAAAAAACGCGAAGACGAAAUGAUGAAAUGAGGAGGAAAUUCAACUGAAUUGCCAACUGUUUUUUUUUUAUUAUGUACAUACAGAACGAAUAGGAGAAUCAAUGCAACUCCCGCCUCUUCUAGCGUUGGCCUACUUUAUAUUUUUUUCUCCGUCGAAUUUUUAAUUUUGAGGUAAUGCAGAGGCGAAAUUAAUUGAAAGCGCCGCAGGUAAAGCCAGCCAAUAUUCUUGCAGUGGAAAAUUAAAUUGUGAUUGAGUAGAAAGGUGAGUGAAAGGAGAUGGAAAGGAAUAAAAUCAGAAUAAAUUUUACGUGUAAAAUGGCCGAAAAUAAUUUUUUCCGAGAGGAAAAUGUCACAAUUUGUUCUUAGCAGGACCUAAUUGUUUUUUCAAUUAAAAUUCCGAUGAAUCAAUUUUCUGAAAUUUUUUUCCUGGAACAAACUGUCAUUUAAAUCCUUUGACAAUUAAUCACAACAAAGUCAUGACGACUUUUUCGUUAUUUUCAUGAUUCAUUAAAUUUUUUUUUCGAACAGAUUGAAAUAAAAUUGAAAAAUCUCAUGAAUACUCGACUAAUUCUUCUGAAUAAUUAAUUUAUAUUCUCUCGGCAACUCCGAUUUUAUUCGAUUCAUCUCCACCCCAUCUUCACUACGUUAAAAAAAAUGUCGGCGCGAUAACACGAAUGAUGAUAAGAUUCAUAGCUGAAUGAAAAUGAAAAACAAAUGGAAGUGUGACCAAACCAAUUAGAUUAUUAAAACUCUGUGCAAUUGUAUCUUACUUGAGAAAAAAGUGUGAGUGCGAGUAUGUUUAUUGAUUGAUGAUAACGGAGAAAAGCAGAUCGAAGAAAAAAAGACAACAAAAAAAAACAAGUUGUGUAUACGUAUGUGUAUAUAUUAUGUUGCAUUAAUGUAAUUUAGAUAAUUGCGUAUUAGAAUUUGAUCGAUUGAAUUUUAGAAUCGAAACGAAAGAAAAAAAUGAACAAGUGAUGAUUCACGCAUAAUUCCGUUCUCUGGCAUAAAUUAUUCAUUAUUAAAGAGGAUAAAUCCAGUUAUUACGAAUGCGUAAUGAGUCUAGACUGAAUAAAUUUAAUUUGUCAAAUUGAUUUUACGAGUAUCGAAGAUCUCGCCGUUGUAACUUAUUCAUGAUGAAAAAAGAAACUAAUUAUUUACACUUUUUUUUUUGAAAAUUUAAUUUCGUACCUAGAUAUUCAAUUAUGUCGACUAAACAGUGGAGAUUAAAAAAAUGAAAUAUGUAGUGUAUUCAAUACGUACCAUUUAUCAUACAUUUGAUCUUAAUCUUUGAUUAUCGAAAGAUUAUGUAAUCGUAUGAGGAUUUCCAAUCAAUAGUGCAUCGAUAGCAAAAAAAAAACAAAUGUGAUGAAUUCCAUUUUUUCAAGGAAUAAUUUCUUUCAAAUUGCAGAUAAACAUUUAAUGUAUACCUCAUUUUUUGUCUCAAUUAAACGAAGUAAUAUCCAGUGA
Messenger RNA from Diachasmimorpha longicaudata, 7295 nucleotides. RefSeq names its product BTB/POZ domain-containing protein 7. Gene Ontology annotation, biological process: morphogenesis of a branching epithelium. Bases 667 to 3369 code for a protein of 900 amino acids. The record is from RefSeq and is a predicted model, not a curated record. The transcript is spliced from 10 exons. Gene Ontology annotation, molecular function: protein binding. Lineage: Eukaryota; Metazoa; Arthropoda; Insecta; Hymenoptera; Braconidae.